Messenger RNA from Capsicum annuum, 4298 nucleotides. RefSeq names its product receptor-like serine/threonine-protein kinase ALE2. Lineage: Eukaryota; Viridiplantae; Streptophyta; Magnoliopsida; Solanales; Solanaceae. Gene Ontology annotation, biological process: protein phosphorylation. The record is from RefSeq and is a predicted model, not a curated record. Gene Ontology annotation, molecular function: ATP binding; protein kinase activity. The transcript has 18 exons. The coding region runs from base 486 to 3947 and encodes 1153 amino acids.
UGUAUAUAGGACGUCUGUUAAAGGAGGCUGUUAGUUGUUACAGCAGUGUUGUCUUUAGUUAAAGCUAUUGCUUAGCUUAGCUGGUCGGUAUUUAUUAAUACACUAGAGAAGAGAGAACAAAGAGCUGUUUAAUUGCUCACAUGCUAGCAGAAACGCCUGUGAAUAGUAUGUCAAUUUCAAGAUUCUGCCAAAAACAGAGCUUAUUAUGCUCCGAGACAAAGCUGGUUACUUCUUUUGUUCAUAUCCGCAAACCCAUACUUGGUCGUUUCAAGAAUUUGCCUCUUCAUUGCUUGUUUCUCAAUUUUCCUUCUUGUGGGUCUCCUUUAAUCUAUUCCUGACGCCCCCUUCUUGUAAUUGCUUCAAGAUAUCUUAAAGUUUUUUUAUUUUUUUAUUUUUUUUAUACUGGAAGAAUUAUAUUUUGUGCUUUAUGUUCUGAUUCCGUACCGUACCAUCAUUGAGUUUGGGGAGAUUGGUUAAUAUAUGGGAUGGGUGGAGUGACGCUGCAACUUCUUUGUUUGUUGCUGGAAGUCUGUGCCUUUGCUUUUUCUCAGGGAUCUGCAGGUUUCAGUUUAUCCCCCUUUGCAUCUGCUUCCUCAGCAAUUCCUCCCAUCGAAGAGGGAAUACCCUCUUCCGUCGCUCAUGGGAAUGCAUUCAGAAGUAAUGCACCUGCUCCUGCAUUUGAGCUAAAUGGCACAUCUCCUCUUGCAAAUGUCUUUCCACCACUGAAGUCUGACCCAGUCUUUCAACCUAGAGAAGUUCUUACACCAUCUCUGCAACCAAGUGCUCCUACAAUAUUGCCACCACCCAGUUCAGCACCACCUCCAAUCACUUCAGCCCUGCCACAAAUCACUUCUCUACCAGCUCCUCCUCCUCUAAUCAUGUGGAAUGGCCCCGCUCCAGUUCUGCCUCCAAGUGCUCCUAGGAGAGACCAUCGACGUACUGAACAUCCUGUUGUUGUGCCAGAAGCUCCAGCACCAGUCUCGUCACCUGGAAGGAGAGCUCCCGAAGAUGCACCAACUAAAGCUCCACAGCUACCUGCAUCUACGCCAUCCUGUGAGAGCAAGCCACCCGAGGGUCCUCUCUCCUCAAUUGCCCUGGUCCUGAAUGCGCCUGCUCCAAGGGGGAAGCCGCAAAAUUCACCGCCCAGCCUACCAAGAAAUCCAGAAAUUUCACCAUCAAUUCCGCCAGUCCUGAAUGCACCUGCUCCAAGGGGAAAGCCACAAAUUUCACUACCUACCCUCCCAAGAAAUCCAAAUAUUUCACCAUCCACUCCACCAGUCUUGAAUGCGCCUGCUCCAAGGGGAAAACCGCAAAAUUCACUGCCCUAUCUCCCAAGAAAUCCAGAAAUUCCACCAUCCAUUCCACCAGUCCUGAAUGCGCCUGCUCCAAGGGGAAAGCUACAAAAUCCUCUGUCCACCCAUCCAAUCAUUCCAGAAGUCUCACCAUCUAUUCCAUCAGUCCUUAAUGCGUCUUCUCCGAAGGGAAAGCAUCAAAAUCCACUGCCCUCCCGGCCAACCAAUCCAGAAGUCUCACCAUCUAUUCCACCAGCGACAAUUGCACCACCUCCGAGGAAGUUGCCUAACAAUUCACCACCCAGCCAUCCAAGAUAUUUUCUGAAACCUCCAUCCGUUUCACCAGUGAAGCAUGAUAUAUCCCCUGUAUCGACUCCAUGGCCAAGCAUCAACCGCAAAAGAGCAAGUGCUCCAGUGGUUGCACCUCCUAAUGGAAUUACCAAUCAGCAUCCAGCAAAAGGAUCGUCGUUACCACCGCUGCUUGCGCCUUUAACUUCUCCAGAAAGUCAUGAUUCUCCUACAAUAUCACCAUCUCCAAGUACUUCAUCUCGACCAAUUAAAAAGCCAUUUGUUUCCCCUAAAACGUCUCCUUCUGGAUCUUCACCGAGGCAUACAAAUAUACCGCAUCCAUUUCAAGCACUACCACCUCCACCUCCUAAUGAAGAUUGCACAGCAUUGGCGUGUGCGGAGCCUCUCACAGAUGGUCCACCAAAAGCACCUUGUGUUUGUGUCUUGCCCAUGCGAAUUGGACUACGUCUUAGUGUAGCACUCUACACCUUCUUUCCUUUGGUUUCAGAGUUGGCUGCAGAAAUUUCUGUUGGGGUAUUUUUGGAUCCAAGUCAAGUUCGUAUUAUGGGAGCAAAUUCAGCCAGCCAGUAUCCAGAAAAGACCAUUGUCCUUAUUGAUUUGGUACCCCUUGGAGAAAAAAUUGAUAACACUACUGCAUUUCUGACAUCACAAAGAUUCUGGCAUAAACAAGUUGUUAUAAAUUUUUCACUUUUUGGUGAUUAUGAUGUAUUGUAUGUGCAAUAUCCAGGUCUUCCACCGUCUCCGCCUUCAGCAGCUUCAGACAUUGAUGCCAUAGGUAGCCAACCUUAUCCUGGUGAUAAUAACGGAAGGACCAUACAGCCCCUUGGAGUUGAUGUGAGGGGGAAACAGCACAAAAGUGGGCCAAAUCGGAGUGUCAUAGCAGUAAUUGUAUUGUCAGCCUCUGUCGCAGUUAUUUUAUGUUGUGCCAUUGCAUGGGUUUUGCUUUUCAGACACAGUAAUCGCGGAUAUCAGUCGGAACCAACUCCACCAACUACAUUACCAUCCCUUGCAAAGUCAUCAGGAAUUGCAGCCUCCAUGAUUGGGGGUAGGCCGAACUCUCCUUCACUAUCCUUUAGUUCUAGCUUUGCCGCUUAUACUGGUUCAGCUAGAACAUUCAGUUCAAAUGAAAUUGAGAGAGCAACUGACAGCUUCAAUGAAGCAAGAGUACUAGGUGAAGGGGGAUUUGGUCGUGUUUAUAGUGGUGUGCUUGACGAUGGGAUGAAAGUGGCAGUGAAAGUCCUCAAGAGAGAUGACCAACAGGGUGGUCGUGAAUUUUUGGCUGAAGUAGAGAUGCUUAGCCGUCUCCAUCAUAGGAACUUGGUCAAGUUGAUUGGCAUAUGUCUUGAGGAGCGCAAUCGAUGUUUACUUUAUGAGCUCAUCCCAAAUGGCUGUGUGGAGUCUCACCUUCAUGGUGUUGACAAGGAAAUUUCUCCACUUGAUUGGAAUGCCCGAAUGAAAAUAGCACUUGGCGCUGCCCGAGGCCUGGCCUAUUUACAUGAAGAUUCCAGUCCCCGUGUCAUACACAGGGAUUUUAAGUCUAGUAACAUCUUACUGGAACAUGAUUUCACGCCGAAAGUGGCUGAUUUUGGUUUGGCUAGAGCUGCAUUAGAUGAAGGAAACAGACACAUAUCCACUCAAGUCAUGGGAACUUUUGGGUACGUAGCUCCAGAAUAUGCUAUGACAGGGCAUCUCCUUGUAAAGAGUGACGUUUACAGCUAUGGUGUUGUUCUGCUUGAGCUGAUAACUGGAAAAAAGCCAGUGGAUAUGUCCCAUCCUCCAGGUCAAGAGAAUUUAGUGGCUUGGGCACGGCCACUCCUAACAAGUGAUGAAGGUCUGGAGUUGAUUGUGGACCAUACUUUGGGCCUUGAUUUCCCUUUUGAUGACAUUGUAAAAGUAGCUGCUAUUGCGUCAAUGUGUGUUCAACCAGAGGUAUCGCACAGACCUUUCAUGGGUGAGGUUGUCCAGGCCUUAAAGCUGGUAUGUAACAGAUGCGAACAGCCAAAAGACAUCGAGUCUCGAGGUUGUAGCCGAGAUGAUCUGUCUAUUGACACGGAGGGCAGGAUUAGUAUAGCUUCAAGACAAAUGUUGAACCCUAUACGACCUCAAUCCCCGGUCUCUAACUCGGACAGUGAGCUGGAUGUUGAGAGGGGACUUUCAAUGUCAGAUUUACCGAGUCCAUUAGCAAGAUAUGGGAAGCAAGAAUCUGGUUCAUUUAGGAGGUACUCUAGUUCAGGUCCUCUAAGAAACGGAAAAACCAGGAGGCUAUGGCAAAAAAUGAGAGGAUUAUCUGGAGGUAGUGUGAGCGAGCAUGACGUGAUGUUUGGGUUAAGGCCUGGAUCCCGCUAAUCAUGGUUGAAGUUUCCAUCUUUGGUUGAUAAAUUUUGCUGCCAAAUGUCAAUUUUCACCAUCCAUGCCGAAUGUACUAGAUUGAGCAUGCAAUUGUACAACUUCUUCUUUGGUCUUCUUGACCAAGACAUAGAAUGAGGAAGCAAACACCAUCAUACUCAAACUUAUAAUGAGGAAGCAAACACCAUCAUACUCAAAUUGUUUUGAAUGCUGUAGAAUCCACGAGUAUGACAAGCCCUCUGUUAAUAGCUGGGAAGAACUGCGCACGAGAUAUCAGAAUGGGGAUUUCAUCUUAUGUAAGAAUAUUUAUUGUAGCAUGCUAAUUGUUUAUAAAAUGAAUUGUUGAAAUUA